Molecule: messenger RNA, 699 nt
Organism: Humulus lupulus (European hop)
Lineage: Eukaryota; Viridiplantae; Streptophyta; Magnoliopsida; Rosales; Cannabaceae
Exons: 1
Coding region: 1-699 (232 amino acids)
Molecular function (GO): nucleic acid binding; zinc ion binding
Source: RefSeq, a predicted model, not a curated record
AUGGGAGAAUGUCAAGAAGGCACCAACAAAUGUUACAAGUGCGGUCAGGCAGGACAUCUGAGAAAAGAUUUCCCACAAUGGAAAGCAGGACAGGAUAGUAACAACAACCUAGUGCCAGCACGGGUUUUUGCUUUAACCCAAAAUGAAGCAACCAACAGUAACACCGUAGUCACAGGUCAGCUCCCUAUAUCUGGUAUGAUGAGUGGAGUCCUUAUUAAUUGUGGAGCGACUCACUCUUAUAUUUCCAUGAAUAUGAUUGAUAAGUUGGGUAUGCCUUAUAAACUAUUUGAGCAUAGUUAUAGUACAAUGUUACCGUCAGGAGACACAAUACUGUCAACUAGGUGGUUACAGUCAACACCUAUAACAAUAGAGGGCAGGGAGUGCCCGACUAACCUUAUAGAACUACAUAUACCAGACUAUGAUGUCAUACUUGGCAUAGAUUGGUUAUCCAAACAUGGAGCGUCGAUUGACUGUCGAAGGAAGACCAUGGAAUUCAGACUGAAAGAAGGAGAACUAUUUUAUUUCAAAGGAGAAGUAGCGGGUUUUUGUACACACAAAAUAUCGGCUCUGGAAGCAAGGAAUAUGAUGCAGCAUGGUUGUUCAGCGUUUCUAGCUAGUGUGGUGGAUAAAUCCAAGGAAACAGAGUUGAAACCAGAUAAUAUGCAUAUUGUUUGCGAGUUUUCGGAAGUGUUUCCCUAG